AUGCAUAUCUGUCUCUUACCCCCAGAAAUUUUACUUCACAUUUUCGCUAUCUAUCAGGAAGACUAUGGACCACUGAGCUCUCGCGCUACACUUGCAUCCCUGGCAAGGACCUGCAAGAUCUUCAAGGAGCCUGCGCUCGACAUUCUUUGGAAAGACAUAGAUGGAUUGGAGCCACUCAUUUCAUGCCUCGUUGCAUGCCUCCCCAAAGGGAUCAGUGACAAAAAUACGCGAGGGACGUUGACGAUCAAAAGACCUCUCUUAAAUAGAGAGUGGAGCCUCAUCAAUCGAUACACACAACGUAUCCACUCCUUGAGGGUCUUUGCCACUCAGCUAGACACCAUAGACAAUCGGGUCGUGCAAGCGCUAAUUUCUGCGCCAUCGCCGCUGUUGCCGAACCUUCAUGAUUUGUCUUGGCGUGAUGACCGAGAAUGCUUCAUUCCAUUGUUGCGCACACUCCUCAGUCCAACUAUUACGUUGUUGAAACUGGAUAGUAGUUUUUCAAGCUUACCCUCUUUUGCUAAGGCUGCCUUGUUAGCCUCCCUCGGAGCUCGAUGUCCAUGCAUCCGGGAACUCGAGUGCUUUUAUGACGGUGUAGAUUCUGAAGAAAUUACAGAUGCAAUAUGUGAAGCCUUAUGUGGCUUGAAGGAGCUUCUCCGUCUUGAAACAGAUGUUUUUAACACACGGAUACUUCCUCACUUGGCUUUUCUACCGUCAUUGGAGUAUCUGCAUUUCGUCCUGUCAGUAUACGACGCCGACGAGCCGCAACCUAAUUGCGUCUCGACAUUUUCCUCUCAUUUCGACCAAGUGCGCUUCACUAUACCCACACCUUUCGUUCUCAGUCAAUGUCUCAACAACGUCCAUUUUCUCUCCUGUCGAUCGGUGACGGUGGGCGUGGAUUACGAUGAUACUCCGUACAAUCCACUGGAUGCUACAGACCUCAUAAGCUCUUUCUCGAAGUGCUUCUCUCCUGCUCUUGAGAAGAUCCAUUUCGAAUUCGAAUUCCCUUUCAGCAGCAUUGUCGAAGAAGACAUACUUGCUGACCCCAUCUUUGCACUUCACUUUGAUGCGAUCGCUCCAUUGCUGUCAUUUAGUCAUUUAACAGACUUAGACCUCGAUUGGAUUUGCGCUUCGGCCGUUGAUGAUGCUUCACUCAAGACAAUGGCCCAAUCAUGGCCACACCUCGAGAAUUUCUCGUUUGGAAGUUCGGCUCGUUGGCUCGUUCCGCCAUCUCUCACCUUUGUGGGAUUCGUCCACCUCAUACACCAUUGCCGGCACUUGCAUAGCAUUGCAUUACCCUUUUGCGCAUGUCCGGUGGACGCCAACAGCGAGCCUUUUUCUGAAACCAUUCCCAAUGAGAAGAUCACGACACUUUUUGUGGGGGUUUCUCCAAUCGUCGAUCCCAUCUCCGUGGCCUGUCAACUGCAUACAUUGCUGCCCAAGUUGACCUCCGUGGAGUUCCUUGACUUUGAUGCUGAGUUCUUCGUGCCACCGCCGUUUGAACAUUUUGAGGGUGAAUGGAGGAGGGUGAAUGAUUUCCUCAAAGUGCUUUUUACAGUUGCAAAAAUGAAAAGGAACACCGGUCAAGCACCAUUAGCCCAUGUUGCAGACUUGACGGACCCUGGACACAAUGCGCAUUGA
This is a messenger RNA of Suillus subaureus, 1638 nucleotides long. RefSeq lists its product as uncharacterized. The transcript is spliced from 2 exons. Gene Ontology annotation, molecular function: protein binding. The coding region runs from base 1 to 1638 and encodes 545 amino acids. Lineage: Eukaryota; Fungi; Basidiomycota; Agaricomycetes; Boletales; Suillaceae. The record is from RefSeq and is a predicted model, not a curated record.